Oppia nitens is the source of this 498-nucleotide messenger RNA. RefSeq lists its product as uncharacterized. The coding region runs from base 16 to 498 and encodes 160 amino acids. The record is from RefSeq and is a predicted model, not a curated record. Lineage: Eukaryota; Metazoa; Arthropoda; Arachnida; Sarcoptiformes; Oppiidae. The transcript has 2 exons.
GUACUGUAUAUUGACAUGACAUUAAAAGGGAUCUCCGUUUUGUUAAUUAAUAAAUUAAUGUCAACAACAAAAACAACUAAUACAUCACAAUUAGUACAGUGUCUAUACUAUUUGUGUAUCAUAUUUGUGGCCGCAUUUAUUGUAGGCCUAUCGGAGGCCAAAAAAUCGAGUGCAACGGCGGCGACUAUAGCGGCCAUAGAUACGCCGUCGACGUCGUCGUCGGACAGCAACGACAUAAUCGGCAACGAGUGUCAUCGGGCGGCGGUCUGGCGGUGCGGCCAUCGGUUUAUAAGAGCCCACAAAUUUGUCCACUUAUUGGGAAAGAAGGACUCGUUUGAGCCCAAGUGUGCUCUCAGAUCCGCAUUUUUUGUGUGCCUCAAAAAAUCAAAGUCCAGAUCGUGUCACAAACGUCGGGCACCGCAUACGGAAAGUUUCCGCAAACGACUGGCCGACACACUAUGGUCUACCAGAUCCUGUCUAUUGGGUGCCAAAAAUUGA